Molecule: messenger RNA, 3351 nt
Organism: Pongo pygmaeus (Bornean orangutan)
Lineage: Eukaryota; Metazoa; Chordata; Mammalia; Primates; Hominidae
Gene: PLA2G5
Product: phospholipase A2 group V
Exons: 7
Coding region: 1697-2113 (138 amino acids)
Biological process (GO): phospholipid metabolic process; negative regulation of T cell proliferation; arachidonate secretion
Molecular function (GO): calcium ion binding; phospholipid binding
Source: RefSeq, a predicted model, not a curated record
AUGAUAUCAAUGUGUUUCUGGAUGACUGCCUGGACAACAGAGUUCAGCUUUUGGGAGAUUGACUGGGCUAUGAAGUGUACCUUUCUACUCUGCAGAGGCUGGAAAGGCAAAAAUGAUGGCUAAGACUUCCUUGCAGCCGCUGAUACAGAAGCCUGAGGGAACACACUCCCCCUACCUCCUUCUCCAACACAGCAGAGCCAGGAAGGACCCGGAUGGAAGUUAGGACAAAGAGGCCCAGAAUUGGCACAGAUACCAACAGACCAUCCGUUGAAGAAGAAAUCCAAAUGGCCACAAGGUGGAUGUAAAAAUGCUCAGUUGCACCAACAGCCAGGGGAAGCAAGGGAAAACAAUGAUACACAGUUUUAUACUCAUCAGAUUGGGAAGAAUUGACAAAUGUGAUAUUAUCGAGUGCUGGCUAUGGUGCCGCUAGGAAUGUAAACUGGCACAUCCAUUGAAGAGAGUAUUUUGGGAAUGACUAGUAGCGUUGAAAAUGUGCACGCCCCUCAUCGGACCUAUGCAAUAUUCUUACAAAAAACAUUUAACCUGAUAAUCAUGAGGAAGCAACAGGCAAAUCCAAAUUGGUGAGUAUUCUGCAAGACAACCGGUCUGGAUUCAAGAGCAUCAAUGUCGUUUUAAAAAAGAAACCAGAUUAAGUCUGGGCGUGGUGGCUCACACCUGUAAUUCCAGCACUUUGGAAGGCUGAGACAGGUGGAUCAUUUGAACUCAGGAGUUUGAGACGAGACUGGGCAACAUGGUGAAACCCCGUUUCUACAAAAAAUUAUCCAGGCAUGGUGGCAUGUGCCUGUGGUCCCAGCUACUGGGAGGAUCGCUUAAGCCCAGGAAGCUGAGGCUGCAGUGAGCUGAGACUGCACCACUGCACUCCAGCCUGGGUGACAGAGUGAGACCUCAGCUCAAACAAGAAAGAAAGAAAGAAAGAAACCAGAUUAAAGAACUUUCUAGAUUAAAGGACACCAAAGAGCCACAACAAUUAGAUGCAAUGCCUGAUUCUUGUUUGGAUUCUGGAUCGGAAAAAAGCCAACAAAUUGGAUAUAAAAACCAUUAUUGGGACAAUAGGGGAAAUUUAUAUAUCAGAUAGUUUUACUGUAUACUAGAUACAGUAUUGUGUUCAUGUUCUUGUCCCUGCCAAGACUGAUGAGCCCCCAUGGACUCAGACAGUCAAGAUUCUUAGCAGGCUGUCAGAGCCUGAACAAGGUUCUGAGCCCAGGACUAAGGUAGGGGUUACUUCGGGCUGAGGGGAUUAGCAAAGGCUUGUGAAGUGGCUAAAGCCGUGACCUGGAUAUUUCAGGACUCAAAUCCACCCGCAUUGGAAUUCUCUGGGUGACUGCCCAGCCCCUUUGGCAGGACAGCCAGCCACAGGCCCUGAUUGUGCAGGACUUCCUGCCCCUGCAAAGGCAGUCGGGGGCUGAGCAGGGUUCUACCCGGCUGGGUUCAGGCAGAAGUUUUUCCUCCCCACCUCCGGGUUUGUCCUCAUCAUCGGUCACUCCCAUUCACAGCUUUAAGACUCUGGAGGCCAAGAAUUUGACUUCCCCCAGAUCCAUGGUCUGUGGAUACCAAUGUUCUGACUGGAGACGGGGAGCCAGCGAGAUCCGGGGCUCCAGGGUCUGCCCAAGGAAGUUGCUCAUGGGAGCAGACCUCUAGAGCAGGAUUUGAGGCCAGGUCCAAGAGAACCCCAGAGAUGAAAGGCCUCCUCCCACUGGCUUGGUUCCUGGCUUGUAGUGUGCCUGCUGUGCAAGGAGGCUUGCUGGACCUAAAAUCAAUGAUCGAGAAGGUGACAGGGAAGAAUGCCCUGACAAACUAUGGCUUCUACGGCUGUUAUUGCGGCUGGGGCGGCCGAGGAACCCCCAAGGAUGGCACCGAUUGGUGCUGUUGGAUGCAUGACCACUGCUAUGGGCGGCUGGAAGAGAAGGGCUGCAACAUUCGGACACAGUCCUACAAAUACAGAUUCGCGUGGGGCGUGGUCACCUGCGAGCCCGGGCCCUUCUGCCAUGUGCAGCUCUGUGCCUGUGACCGGAAGCUCGUCUACUGCCUCAAGAGAAACCUACGGAGCUAUAACCCACAGUACCAAUACUUUCCCAACAUCCUCUGCUCCUAGGCCUCCCCAGCGAGCUCCUCCCAGACCAAGACUUUUGUUCUGUUUUUCUACAACACAGAGUACUGACUCUUCCUGGUUCCUGAGAGAGGCUCCUAAGUCACAGACCUCAGUCUUUCUCGAAGCUUGGAGGACUCCAGGGCCACACUGUACCCUCCAGCGAGUCCCAGGAGAGUGACUCUGGUCAUAGGACUUGGUAGGGUCCCAGGGUCCCUAGGCCUCCACUUCUGAGGGCAGCCCCUCUGGUGCCAAGAGCUCUCCUCCAACUCAGGGUUGGCUGUGUCUCUUUUCUUCUCUGAAGACAGCGUCCUGGCUCCAGUUGGAACACUUUCCUGAGAUGCACUUACUUCUCAGCUUCUGCGAUCAGAUUAUCAUCACCAUCACCCUCCAGAGAAUUUUUACGCAAGAAGAGCCAAAUUGACUCUCUAAAUCUGGUGUAUGGGUAUUAAAUAAAAUUCAUUCUCAAGGCUAAUAAAAACCACAUUGGCAUUUUCCUCUGCUGUGGGGGAUCGCUGGUGCCUCCUUCUCUGCCGCUGGGGCAAUAAACCCAAAGAUGUCUACAUUAUCUCAGAGACAGAAAGGAAGAUUAGUAAAUGCAGGGUUUUCUGGGAUGAGCUUCAGGCUUUCUCUUGGGCUCAUUUCCUUAAACCUUGGGGUCCUCUCCAGUAUUGGGUCUCAUUCUUCCUCGAUGGGGUCGGGGAAAGAUAACUGGUGAUUAUGCCAGCUUCAGCUUCCAGGCCAGAGAGGGUGGCACUCAAAUCCCAGUGCUGGCUUCUUCAGCUGUGUGGUCUUGGACCCAUUACUGAACCUCUUUGACUUUCAGUCUCUUUGAGAAAGAAACUGUCUUGUUUCUUGCAAUGUAAAAUGAGACUUCUAAAGCCCACCUUGAUGCUGAUAUGGAGAAUGCUGAGGUUCUAGGAUUUCACACAGCAGGAAUUUUUUUUAAUAGGUGUCAACUGUGGGGUUUAUUUUUUACAAAGUAAGGACAUUAAAAAAACCAACCCAUCCAUCAAUUCAUGAAAGAAAGGAUGUUCUGAUAGAUGAACUGAAAGAUAGAUGAACUGACUGAAAGAAGAAAGGAUGUAUUCCAAAACAAAGGAACGUCCUUCCAAGAAAGGACCUAUGCCUUCUUUAUUCCGACAUACCCCAAAAUAACUGCAUGAUAAAUAGGGUCUAUAUUUAAAAAGCUCUAGUGUUGAAUGUUUUCAAAAUAAAAUUUAAUUUUAUGAGAUUACCCUGAA